AUGGCAGACGCGCCACUGAUAAACCCAAUCUCGUGCAAAAGGUGCAGGGUUAAAAAGAUCCGUUGUGACCGACGUUUGCCCGGAUGUAACAGGUGCCAGGAGCAAGAUACUGAAUGUGUCUAUGUUCGUCGGGUGCCCAGGAAACCCGUCAUAACUACCGGGGACCGUGUAGGAUCGAUUGAGGCGACCUUGGACACGAUUCUACAACGACUGGAUCGAAUUGAACAAAACUGCCGUUGUCAGAACCUUCAAAGUCAAUUGGAUGACUCGCCCGAGUUCCAUGCUUCACCCGAAGAUGCAUUUCAGAAUCAAUCCGAAUUAGACUUUGCUAUUGACGCGGGUAGCGGUGUCAAAUCGGAUCCUCCAUUCCCAGUCAUCCCUUUGACUUCUGUGUCUGGCGGUAACGUUGCCUCUGAGCACUCAGAAUCGUCAUCUGCUGCGUCAGAUCCAAAUGCACCGUUACCUGUCCUUCGUCGCCAGUUCACAUCGGCUUCUGACAACGCAAAAACCAUGAGCAAGCUAUAUCAUCGCUGCUUGAACGCAGCCUCAGCCUGGGAGCCACAAGCGACGGGUACAACCACGGACUUUAUCGCUGCCUUCUUUAUGGUGCGAGUAGCCGCCGAACGUUUUGACAUCGAGCUGAGCUGGAACAUGUUCAAACUCGGAUGUCAAUAUGCCGAGAAAAUCGAACUUCACCGUCUUGAUAACGACCCCAACUCACACGCGACAAACUUGGACAAGUCUGUACUGAAUGCAGGCCGAAAAGGCUUCUGGGAGCUGGUUACCAUGGAUGUGUAUUUCCGUCUGAUUCACAACAAACCACCCGCUAUAAUGGCUUGCCGACCGGAGGCCAAGGUCAACCUCCCAUGGCUUGCUGAGCCUGGAUCGCAAGUAGAGGAAGAAACGACAACAACAAUCCGGUUCUUGAUCGACUCUCGACGGACCUUCAUUCUCCUGGACUUUUUACAGUUACUGGAGGAUUCUGAAGGUAGACCUGACCCGGAGCUUGUCUCGAAAACCGAGGCGCUUUGCCGCGACAUUGAGGCAUUGUACGAACAAUGGGGAAUUGACGACUGGGUUAAGAAAAUGAUAGACUCUGACGGUCAGCUAUGGACGAUUGCUGGUGUUGCUUUAGAAGGAUACACUUGUAUUAUCUUCAUGCUCCGUCGCGCUCUCAGUGUCCAUUCUGGCAUUCCAGAGAACCAGGCACUUGGUCUUGAGGUUGUAAAUCACCCAUUGGUGCUCAACGCGUCACGGCAUAUCCUCGAGAUAGUAGCCCUUCUUCUGGUGGCUAUACCCUCCAUGGGUGCUGUUGCUGUCACGUUUGUUGUCCUCCAAGCGCACAUACCGCUUGCAUGUUUGGCUACUUACUUGCUGCAUCCGGUGGCCUCUCACGAUUGCGAAACAGACAUUAUCCUGCUUGAGCAUGUGGCCGAGGCGACGAGGGAAAUAUCAAGGGAUGUAGAGGAACUGGUGCCUUUAACAGCGGCCAUGGAGGAGCUCAAGACCAAAGUGAGGAAUACAGUAGGUGACAAUGUGGCGAGAUGA
Messenger RNA from Fusarium falciforme, 1548 nucleotides. RefSeq lists its product as hypothetical. Gene Ontology annotation, biological process: regulation of DNA-templated transcription. The record is from RefSeq and is a predicted model, not a curated record. Lineage: Eukaryota; Fungi; Ascomycota; Sordariomycetes; Hypocreales; Nectriaceae. Gene Ontology annotation, molecular function: zinc ion binding; DNA-binding transcription factor activity, RNA polymerase II-specific. Bases 1 to 1548 code for a protein of 515 amino acids. The transcript is spliced from 7 exons.